Molecule: messenger RNA, 7175 nt
Organism: Girardinichthys multiradiatus
Lineage: Eukaryota; Metazoa; Chordata; Actinopteri; Cyprinodontiformes; Goodeidae
Gene: ncam1b
Product: neural cell adhesion molecule 1b
Exons: 25
Coding region: 279-4091 (1270 amino acids)
Biological process (GO): axon guidance; dendrite self-avoidance; homophilic cell-cell adhesion
Cellular component (GO): axon; cell-cell junction; plasma membrane
Molecular function (GO): cell-cell adhesion mediator activity
Source: RefSeq, a predicted model, not a curated record
UCCGAACGUGUGAGAAGGCUUCACUUGUCAGUCAGACUUUGAACUGUGCACUGGCGCUCAUCACUGCUUAUCUCUGACCGCUGCUUGUCAUCAAAGACGCUGGCCACUGACACUUAAAAUCGACGAGCUCAGAUGUAAAGAUUAGGGUGAACAGUUGCUAAGAGAGAGAGGGAGAAAGCGAGAGAGGAAAGAAAGGGAAACCCGGAGAGCAUCACUAAGCAGAGCGGGGAUUAAACGUUUGCUACGCCGUUUAACGUUCACGUUACUCGGGAGUUGAGAUGGUCCAGACCAGGGAUGUUUUUUUAGCCUUGCUUCUUGUGGGCUGUACAGUUUCACUGGAGGUCCAGAUCACACCUGUGCAUGGUGAGAUUAGCCUUGGAGAGUCCAAAUUCUUCAUGUGUGAUGUUGUAGGCGUUGCCAAACAUGUGGACUGGUAUGGCCCAAGUGGGGAGCGGAUAGACCCGAAUAGACCAGACUUGACUGUAACCCGCAACGAUGAGUCAUCUUCCACCCUCACAUUUUAUGAAGCUAAGACUGAUAGUGCCGGGACGUAUAAGUGUGUCGCUACCAAUGGAGACCAGCAAGCAGAGGCAACCAUUAAAGUGAAAAUCUUCCAAAGAAUAACCUUCACAAACGCAUCGUCUCCUCAAGAGUUUACAGAAGGCGACAACGCAAACAUCGUCUGUGACGUCACCAGCUCACCUCCACCCACUGUUUUUUGGAAAUAUAAAGGAGCCAAAAUACAGAUGGAAAAAGAUGUUCGUUUCAAGGUACUUAGUAACAAUCACCUUCAAAUCCGUGGCAUAAAGAAGACCGAUGAGGGCGUGUACAUGUGUGAGGCUCGCCUCAUGGCCCGCGGCGAGAUUGAUCUGCGUCCCAUCAGUGUUGUGGUGAAUGUGCUCCCAACCAUCAGAAUAUGGCAGUCAGAAGUAAAUGCCACUGCAGACAUUGCACAGCCUGCCACUCUGACCUGUGCAGUUGAUGGCUAUCCUGAACCAAUGGUGACUUGGAUAAGGAACGGAGUUGAACUCAGAGAUGAAGAGAAGUACACUUUUAAUGAAGAUGGCUCAGAAAUGACUAUAAUGGAUGUUACCAAACUGGAUGAAGGAGAGUACACGUGCAUCGCCAAGAACAAGGCUGGGGAGAGUGAGAAGGAACUCAGUCUGAAAGUGUUUGUUAAACCCAAGAUUACAUACAUCGUGAACCGGACUGCAUCAGAGAUGGAGGAGCAGGUAACUGUCACAUGCGAAGCAUCUGGAGAUCCAACUCCAACCAUCAGCUGGAGCUACGGUGAGCAAGUCUUCGCUGAGGGAGACCAGGCACAUCUAAACAGGAUCUAUCAGGCAUCAUGGACUCGGCCUGAGCAACACAAGAGCCCAGAUGGGAAUGUAGUAGUAAGGAGUGAUGCUCGUGUGUCCUCCCUCACUCUGAAGUAUGUCAAGUAUACAGAUGCUGGUCAGUAUCUCUGCACAGCACGCAGUGCCAUUGGAGAGGAUGAACAAACUGCUUAUCUGGAGGUUCGCUAUACGCCUAAGAUCCAUGGAACAGUUGCAGUUUACACCUGGGAGGGAAAUCCAGUCAACAUCAGCUGUGAGGUCAAGGCUUUUCCCACCGAUGUGUCAAUUGUUUGGCUGAGAGAUGGACUGCAGCUUCCAAACUCAAACACCACCAACGUCAAGAUCUUCAGAACUCCUUUAUCCAGCUACCUACAGAUUACACCCGAGUCUGAAAAUGAUUUUGGAAGCUAUAACUGCACUGCCUCAAAUGAGAUGGGCACCGAAUCCAAAGAGUUCCUGCUUAUUCAGGCUGAGGUUCCAUCAGCUUUAGUCAUCAAUGAGGUGAGGCCUUUCUCCACCACUGUUCUGAUCCAGUUUGGAGAGCCUGAAUCUACUGGAGGUGUUCCUGUUCUGAAGUACAGAGCUGAGUGGAGAAUGCAGGGCAGGGGUGGCUGGAUGCAGAAAGUCUAUGAGGUCCAAGAUGACUUCAUCAAUGAAGUGACAAUCACGGGCCUGAAGCCAGAGAGCCGCUAUGAGGUGAAGCUAUCAGCCAUUAAUGGCAAGGGUGAAGGAGAAAGCAGCCACACCGAGUCCUUCAAGACGGAGCCCGUUCCCCCCAUUAACAAAAACGACCUUUUUCAUUUUUUCACUGACAGCACAGAAGGAAAUCCUAAUCCUCCUAAACUUGACGGGUCACUGCAGACUAAAGGCAACUCCCUCAAAAUUGGCUGGGUUAAGCAGGAUGAUGGCGGAUCUCCCAUCCUGCAUUAUCUUGUCCGCUACAAACCAAUCCAAGCGUCAGAGUGGAAGCCCGAAAUCCGGAUGCCCAGUGGCAGCGAUUACGUGGUUCUGCGUGGAUUAGAGUGGGAUACAGAGUAUGAUGUGUAUGUGGUGGCUGAGAACCAGAAGGGGAAGUCCCUACCUGCAACCAUGUCCUUCAGGACAUCUGCAGAGCCAGAGGCUAUCCCAGAUUUAGGUGAUGAAGGACCGUUCUCCAUGAACAUCAUGCUCUGGGCAGGGAUCCUUGUUGUAGUGUUUAUACUCCUGCUGCUAGCAGUGGAUGUCACUUGUUACUUUGUCAACAAAUGUGGCCUUAUCAUGUGCCUGUGUGGAAAAUCAGGCACAGGCACUAAAGGGCACACUUUGGAGGAGGGCAAAGCUGCUUUCGUGAAAGAUGAGUCCAAAGAGCCCAUAGUGGAAGUCAGAACAGAGGACGAGUGCACAGCCAAUCACAAUGCAGCUGGACCAAUGGAGCCCAAUGAAACUACACCUCUCACAAAGCCAGACUCUGGAGAUUUUCUGUCUCAUUACAUGAAGGUUGAAGCAAUACCAGUAAAAGACACAAAAGGCUUUGUUCCUUCAAAGUGUGGUCAGUUCAUGAAGCCAUUUGAUAGCCUCAGCAAGCCAUCCCAUCCAAAGCUGGUGGCUUCUCUGGCACUGGACACCCCCUCCUCCGUAGCCACCAACUCUGACACAGCCACCGCAACAGUUGAUGCUGCUCAGGAAAGUCCCUCUAGCGAGACCACCACACUCACUUGCAGCCUGUCCACCCUGGCCAACGAGCCCUCGCCCAGUCCUCUCACUGCUCCAGCCCCAACCCCUGAGUCGAACACUGCCCCACCGACCCCCAUCAUCUCCUCGACUGCUGUUGAAGCUAAAAUGGGGUCGUUGCUUGAAGAGAGGGGGAGUAAGACCCCGGAAGAGCCUGAAAAGACUAACAAUCCUCCUCCUACCCCUGAACAGUAUAGACCUCAAAAAUCUGGAACACCGAUACCGCCAAAGCGCAGACACUCUCCUAAACUCGCUGCUCUGAAUGCUAAAAAUAGUCCACCAGUUUCCCCUCUCGCUGUGUUUUCUCCCUCCACUCCAGACACCAAGAAGCCUGCGCCAAGUCCACCGGUCACAAAGCCCACUCCACAGCCAAACACUGUAGACUUAAACAAAGACACUCCAGCGAAUACUGCUUCCACUACAGCAAACACUGCCCUUCGAAAACCAGACCCAGAAUCUAAUCUUGGUGUUAGAGACUCCACUGCAUACAGCUUUACUGCCUUUGAUACAGAUAAACCUACUGAUAAUAACAUCCCUACAACAAAGCCUGCUCCGAGUACCACUCCUUCAGAUAUUCCCAAUUCUGUUGAAGAUCCACACACUGAAAAUCCUGCGUCUCUCUUGGCAGACGUCCCCUCGCCUUUACCCAUUACUCCGAUUGCUUCAGCAGCUCCGAACAAUCUCCUCACACCAGGGUCCAACCUGUACGACUUAACAGCUCCAGGCAAAGGGCACAAAAACACAGAUUUAGAGUUAGAGCUGAGAAACGGCACAGGAAGACCUUGUCGGCCCCUCUCAGACCUGAUUAGCUUAGAGAGCCCAUCCGCUGCCCCCUCUCUGCCCAGUGGACAUGAAGCAGGCUUCCCUCCCUCAGGCCCAGUUCUGGAGGCUUCAGAGACUCUCAAGACCGCUCCUCCUGUCAACGAUGAGAAGAUAUUUGCUGAUGAGAAAAGCAAACUGGAGGAGGGAGACCUACCAAACACCCUGAUCACUUCAGCACACAACAGUGUCAUACAGACAAACACAACAGAGAGCAAAGUAUGAUGGGCCACUAGGAAAAACAAACCCCACCCAGUCAUACUUCUCAGCAGCAGCAGUACUUUUACUGUCCUUAAACGCAUUUAAUACCACAAACCUCCAUUGAUUGGUUAGAGCGCACUUGGACCACUUUCGUUUAUUAAAUGCUUACCACACCCACAGAAUUUAUCUUUAGAUCAUAAGAGAUUUAUUUAUUUUCAUUUUAUUUAACCAGUCCGGACACAGUCCGGUACAACUUCUGCUUUAGAAGGACCGCCUCGUGAAUAUGUGAAACUUUAAACGUGCGUAGUGUUAACUAAGCACUGGUACUGGAUUAUUAUGAGAAAUGUAAAUGUAUGAAAAAAGGAAUAUAUAUAGAAAUUAUUUUUCUUAGUUUAUUGUUUUAUUGUGCAAAUUUAAAACAGUUUUUUUUUUUUUUAUUAGAGUUUUUGUGGGCUAGUCUCUAAGUAGCUUGUUCUGCAUGUCUGACCUGCAAGUGGUUGUAAAGUUUCACUGUGUCUGAUACGGGAUUUUUAAUGCUGGCAUCGAUUAAACAAAGGCCCAACUUCAGUGUUUAGAUCACAGCCAUGCAGUGCCUUGUAUUCAAGUAUUCCUACCCCUGGACGUUUUCACAUUUUGUCAAGUCACAGCCACAAAUAAAUAUUUUUUAUCGGGAUUGUUUGUGUGAGACCAACACAAAGUAACACAUGGUUUUGAGGUGGAAGAGAAUUGGUACAUAGCUUUAAAAUUUUAUUUUUUAGAAGUCUAAAUCUGCAUGGCAUUCGUUUGUACUCAGCCUCCCUUGGUUAAUACUUUGUAAAACCAUCUUUCACUGCAAUUAAAACAGCAAUUAUUUUGCAGUAUGGCUCCACCAUUUUUACACAUCUAGACUACAUUUGUUUGUCCAUUGUUCAUUGCAAAAUAGCUCAAGCUCAGUCAAAUUAGAUGGAGAGCAUCUGUGAACAUCAGUUUCAAGUCAUUUAUUCUCGGUCAGAUUUAUGUCCAGGUCAUUCUAAAAUAGAAAUAUGAUUUGACAUUCCAUUGUAGCUCUGAUUGUAUGUUUGUCCAGCUAGAAGAUGAGCCUCUGCUCAGGUAUUGAGUCUUUUGUAGUAUUUUUCAUUCACACUGCAUGAUGCUGCCACCACUGUGUUUCACAGUGGGUACGGUGUGUUCAGGAUUUUUUCACCACACGUUUUGCAUGCAGAGUAAAAGUUAAACAUGGAUCAUUUUGACUAGAGCACCUACUUUCACAUGUUUGUAUGUGUCCCAAACAUGGCUUUAGCAAUUCAAUUGUAGAUUGCACAACCAAAAGUUGUACUGUGAACAGAUUUUGCCAACUGAGUUUGUGGAUAUCUGACAGUCCUCCAUCGUUACAAUGGGUCUUAUUGCUGCUCCUCAGAUAACUGCUCUCCAGGCCUGGCGUGUAAGUUUAGGUGAGCGGCCAAAUCUUGGUUGGUUUGCAGGUGUGAUAUGCUCGUUCCAUUUUAGAGGAUAGAUUGAAUUGAGCUCUGUGGGUUGUUCAAAGCCUGAGAUAUUGUUUUAUAACCUAACUCUGCUUUAAACCUCUCCACAAUUUAAUCCCCGACCUGUCUGCUGUGCUCCUUGGUCUUUGAGAUGCUGUUUGUUUACUAAUGUUCUGUAACAAACCUCUGAGGCUAUCAUAGAACAAACAGAUUCAUCCUAAGUUUAAACUGAGCUAAUUAGGUAUCUUCUGAAUCUAAUCGGUUCCACUGAAUUUAAUUUGGGGCUGAAAACAAAUGCACACCAAACAUUUUCAGAAUUUUAUUAGUAAAAACAUUUUUAAAGCCAUCUUUUACCUUCCACUUUUCAUAAUUAUGCAGAGGUUUGUGUCACAAAAAUCCCGAUAAAAUAUAUGAAGGUUUGUGGUUUUGUUACAAACUGUGAAAACCUUUAAGGGGUAUAAACACUUUGCGAGGUACAUGAUUUGUUUUGGUUAAAAAAAAAAAAAAACUGCAGCUGCUGGUUAGAUUAAUUUCUAUGAUAUAUCGUGUGCAUGAUCAGAUCAGAUCUGGACCAAUUUGUCAAAUUUAUUCUGUCACUGCCUUCUUAUAGUGCUGUUAAAUAUUCAAAAUACCAUGCAUUAAUGAAAAAGAUUUUAAAAAAAUGCCAGCAGAACAGCUGGUUUAAAGCCAAGUUUUGAAGAACUCUGGAUCAAGUGAAUGUCACGUGACCUCCAGCGAAAUAACACGUAUGUGCUCGGAGAACGAAAACAUUUUUUCUUCCUGACAUUUACGCAGAUCAGAGCUUUGACUCCAUAGUUUGGGAUUUGCUUUGAGGCAAAAAAAAAAACCUAAAGAGCAUUUUUUGUACCAUUUUAAAAACUAGAGAUUUUUUUUUUCCAUCCCUGCCUGCAAGCUUGUGCACUGUACCUGUGUGUCAGUAGACUGUCUCGUCAUCAGUUUGUAUGAUAACCUGUAUAGCUUUGUUGUGAGGGACCUAUUUUUUAUUUGAUGUAAUAUUAAACGAAAGUACAACACGUGGACUAAUAUGGUCAUUAUAACAAGCGUUGUGUAUAAAACUGUUCCGUCUCUGGUCACAGCACUAUAUAUCAGCUAAAGUGAGGGCAGGUGUUUUGAGCCUUGGCAUGAACUCAGUCAGUGCUUCGUAAUGUAUAACUACAAGGUACAUAUACUGUAUGUACCUGUGUCUGUAAAGGAGAAAACUGUUCUCAUAUUGAUUCAAUGUAUGUUCCCUGAGGAGCUUGUUCUGGCAUUAUUACACAAGCUUUUUAUUUCUCUUCCACGUGUUCUCUGAUGUACUGUUUGGAUUUGUCUUUUUUGUAUAAAAAUCACCCACCAAGAGCAGCUGCCUGAUGAGUUCAGGACACCUGUUGGCCGAAAGCAGGGUGAACCACCUGAAACAAGAACAAGAUGUUUUUUAAAAGCUUUUGACAUUAAAUGUAAAUUACAGAAAGAACUGAGUGCAUAUAUGAAGAUUUCUUCUUAUCCUGCUUCAUUCCUGUUACCAGACCACCUUGCUCUCUUGUUUCUGGAUGCUCUUAACUGUUUUUAUUGGGUGAAACUCAGAAACGUCCGUGUACAGCCUGAGUGACAACCCAUUUACGAAAUAAAAAUGGUUUCCGAGUCUUAA